Messenger RNA from Brachypodium distachyon (stiff brome), 1978 nucleotides. RefSeq names its product protein real-time. The transcript is spliced from 7 exons. The record is from RefSeq and is a predicted model, not a curated record. Lineage: Eukaryota; Viridiplantae; Streptophyta; Magnoliopsida; Poales; Poaceae. Bases 211 to 1623 code for a protein of 470 amino acids.
CGACAUCAACCACCGCACCGGUUCUAAAGAAAAAGAGAAGAAAGGACCAGCCGUGCCCUACAGACAGCCGUAGCGGUGUCGCCGCCGACGGGUCGAUCCCCGGCCCCCGCCUCGCACGCGCGUCGCCGCCACGGCCGUUCCCGUGCUUCCUCGUCGGGACACCGCGGUAUCUACCCCGUCGGCUGUCUCUGCCCAUUUGGGCUUUGAGGAAUGGCCGCUUUUAGCAAAAGCUUCCGGUCUUCAAGCAAAUCGGACUGUGAAAAUAAAUACCAGGGUACAUUGGUUGCUUCUCCAGCAAAAGCCAUUUCACCCAAGACGAUAAAGCAGAUUGUGCCGAAACAGUUAAUCUUAAGCAGGGAGUCAACAGGUCAUGUGGCAUCGUUUUUGGUAAAGGUUCUUGCUCUUGAGGUAGUGAGGAGAAUUUCUAAAGCAAGAUGUCCUUUCAUAUGGAAUUCUAUUCAAGCACUGCAAGUUCUCAGCUAUCCUCCAUUUAGCUGGAUCCAACGAUGGGCACCACUCAAAUUUGUCGUCCAAGGCAUUCAGAAAUUAUCCAUGCCACUGCUAUUUCUAUCUGUCACAUCAACAAUAGGUGAUCUGUCAUCUAAGCGUGAUGAUGAACCUAGAAGCGAUGCAGAAAGUGCUGAAAUUCCCGUUGAAUCACAUGAAAUCGCAUCAACUUCUGAUAGGGAUGCUGCUGAUGGUGAUGGGACAAACGAUAUUGUUUCUGAGAAUUGGCUGCUACAACUUUUCAAGGAGCUUCAAAUACAAGGCAUCACUUUGCCUGAGAGGUUCAGUGAGGAUGAACUACGCAGAUUUCAUAUUGCAGCAAAUGGUGACUUUUCAAGCUUACUCUCUUCAGUUAAGAAGACAAUUCGUUGGAGGGAGACUUUCCACAUACUUACUUUGCAGGAACUUGAGAAUUGGUCCCAUCUGGUCUUUUGGCAUGGGUUUGAUACUAUGCUUCGGCCUUGUUUAGUAAUCCGCCUUGGACUUGCAUGCUCUAGUAUAGCCCCUCGCGAUAGACCUCGUUUUGGGCAAGCAGUAGUUUCUCAAAUUGACCAUGGUAUUAUACAUUUGACCAAUGAAGAAGAUCCAAGAAUUACUGUUUUGCUCGAUUGCCAUGGGAUUUCUCCAUUCAGAUUUCCGAUGCAAAUGAUGAGGUCAUUUGUUACAAUAGUUCAGGAAAACUAUCCAAAUCGUCUUGGGGUGUUGUUUGUUGUUCGUCUUCCUCCAGUUGUCAGAGUUAUUGCUCAGACGUUUCUUCAACUCCUGAAUCCAUCCACAAAGCAGAAGCUGUGUUUCGAGGGCGAGUCGUACAAGAAGACGCUAGCUGAGUUCUUGCAGGUCGUGCCAUCUUUUCUUGGUGGUAAAUGCAGCUGCUCGCGGUGCAAGAAGCAUCACGACGGCCCAGCGAUUCAGGCCGGGGAGGGAAGCAAGAGCCAACCUCGCCAAAUCGGCACCGACUCCGGAUCACCGAUUGGGAGCACGGACUUCGACGAGGCUGAGCUUCCGUCUCCUUACAGCUGCGAGAACGCCAUAAGGGUGGCGAUCGUCGGCAUGCUGAUGCUGUGGAUCUUUAUCGCGUUCCUCGCCGGGAUGAACGACCCCCAGUCCGCUUCUUAAACAACCUGAAGGUAGCACCCGACAGUUUGCAGAGCUGCCUGUCAGUAGCGUAGCCUUAUUAGCGUAUGUUGUUGCUAGCCCGGUGUUGUUUCCAGCGUCAGUUGUUGUUCUUGUUCUGGGUUCCCUCCGCAGAGCCGAUCGUAUAGUGGUGCUCCGGCUGCUAAGGUUUUUAUACAGUAGAGAUGAAUAAAGUCGUGUGUGUUGGGCAAGAUGAUGGCUCGCAGUGUGAUCGAGGGGCCCUGUUUGUGCUGUUAGUAUAUACGGAGUAUACUUCACCGGUUUUAGUGGCUGUUGUUUCGAAAUGUAUAAUCUUAAUAGUCCUUUACAGUGGACCUGCGGUUUGCCACCCCAUCAA